Messenger RNA from Micropterus dolomieu (smallmouth bass), 1921 nucleotides. It is a transcript of the gene phospho1, whose product is annotated as phosphoethanolamine/phosphocholine phosphatase 1. Gene Ontology annotation, molecular function: phosphatase activity. The record is from RefSeq and is a predicted model, not a curated record. The transcript is spliced from 3 exons. The coding region runs from base 269 to 1123 and encodes 284 amino acids. NCBI's taxonomy places the organism in Eukaryota, Metazoa, Chordata, Actinopteri, Centrarchiformes, Centrarchidae.
GCCAGCCGCCGGAACUCUGCCUCUACUCUGCGAGACCGGAGCGGACCUGACCGACACCGGAGAUCGGAACCAGCGCUGCUGCCCAAAAAGAACCAGCUUGAAGGUGCCUGGCCGACUUUGCUGACAUCGCCUUCAACCAAAGAAAUCCAUCCUCGGUAGCCUCCACCUUACUGUGGCCUGCCUUGCGUGGGAUACUGGAGAGUGGGAGAGCAGGAGUGGAGAUUUAAUGCCACUUGGCAACAGUAAGAGGUGUGUGGCAUAGUCAGUCAUGGGGGAUUCAAUCUUCAACUGCUGUUAUGUCCCACCCAAUCCUCCAGGCGAGGGGGAACCCCCCAGGUCCAGACGCUCAGAGAUCAUGGCCUCCAAUUCAGCUCACAUCUCCUCUGACAAGCGCUUCCUCAUCUUCUUUGACUUUGAUGAGACCAUCGUGGAUGAAACCAGCGACGACAUGGUGGUGCAGGCCGCCCCGGGUCAACACCUCCCGGCUUGGCUGAAGGACACCUACCAGCCCGGUCGGUACAACGAGUACAUGCAGCGCGUGCUGUCCUACCUGGCAGAGCAGGGCGUCACCGAGAGCGACAUCCGCAACAUCAUGGAGAAGAUACCGGCCACCCCCGGCAUGGUCACCCUCUUCCAGUACCUGCGUACUCGUCCCCAGACGGACUUUGAGAUAGUGCUGCUCUCCGACGCCAACACCUUCUUCAUCGAGUCCUGGCUCCGGCGCGCCGGGGCCCGCCCACUCUUCCACCGGAUCUUCACCAACCCGGCCACCUUUAACAGGGAUGGCCGGCUUGUGUUGCGGCCAUUCCACUCCCACGACUGCCCGCGGUGCCCUGACAACAUGUGCAAGCAGGUGGUCGUCAGGGACUACGUGGCCCGCAGGACGCAAGAGAGGGGCCGUCCGUACCAGAGGGUCUUCUACGUGGGGGACGGAGCCAACGAUUUCUGCCCGGCGCUCUCCCUCGGACCCCGGGACGUGGCAUUCCCGCGGAGGGACUUCCCCAUGCACCGGCUGAUCACGGAGACCCAUGAAGCCAUGCCCGGGGAAUUCAAGGCGGUCACGGUGCCGUGGGUCAGCGGGGAAGAUGUGGUGCAGCGGCUGAGGAAGCUGGUGGCAGAGUAGAGGGUCAGGGGAGAAAGGAGACACUUAAUGGGCCAGUUGACACUUUUAGUCAUAUUCUCAGGUAAAAUAGUCAUAAACUAAUGUCCAGGGCAAUAAAACCAUUUGUACUGUCAGUGAAAAUAAAUUAAAUGGUGUCUAUCUGGCGUCCAGCCUGCACGUGCCUCCUCAGUCCAGCUUCUCACGUUUUUGUUAAAGAGAUGUCAGUCUCAAAACAAAGUCCCAGUUUGACAUUAAGCAGGUUUAUGAUUAUAGAGACUUGAGAAUGAAAUCCAAAGAGAGGAAAUGCAUGACAAAUCCAAUGCUUUGUUUGAAAAACAAAUUGAAGUAAGGACAUAGGCCUAACUUUAAAUUUGAGGGCAUUUGCAUAGGCCUACCUAAUAAAUUGCUUUCAAUGGGACAUGCUUUGCUUUUAAGUGUUAAACUGUGUCAGUGGAGAAAUCUGUGUGAGUACCUCAAUAAUAAUAGGCUAUUUAAAAAUUUUAUGGAGAACCAAGUGACUGGUUGCUCUUCAGUCACACUUAUAGUUAUGUUUUCUUACAAACUUCACUUUUUAAAUAUUAAAUUAUAGUCUCAAUAGAUUAAAUCAUAGUAACCCUGCUAUCUGAUGACAAUUUCUAUUUUCAUUGGAUUUUUAUCAACACGCUUCUCAACACUUGUCUAAUUUAGAAAUGGAUGACUAUGUUGUUUAAGGGUGUUGGUUUGAUUAACUUGUUCAGUCUAUCUGUUGUGUCUUGACUGUGUAGGCCAGGCCUACUGAAGAAAAUAUUAACACCAGCAGGAAUAAAGCCAUCAACUGAA